AUGCUCGGAGAGCUUGAUUUCCGAGAGGAGCAGAAGAACCUGGACGUUUACAGAGAUUUCCUCGAUGAGAACGGCUUGACGGCCAUCGCCGUCGCACCGAAGCCCUACCCAGAAGCUUCGUCCAAACGCGUGCUGACAAUGGAGCGUCUUUCCGGCGUGCCCUUGGUGGAUCUGGAGGGGAUCAAGAAGUACACCGCCGAUCCAGAGGCAACUUUGGUCAAUGCUCUGAAUGUUUGGGCCCUUUCCGUUCAGAAGUGCGAGUUCUUCCAUGCCGAUGUCCAUGCCGGAAACCUGCUGGUUCUCGAGGAUGGUCGCGUCGGUUUCAUUGACUUCGGCAUCGUCGGCCGCCUCUCGCCGCAGAUGGCCACGGGCAUCGACAAGCUGAACACCGCGCUGGCAGCCGGGGUCAGUGAUGCCCGGGGUAUGGCCAACGCGCUCAUCUCCAUGGGUGCAACAGUUGGCAAGGUUGACGAAGAGGCCUUUGCGGCAGACAUCCAGAAGCUCAUUUCUUCGCUGGGAAAUACUCUGGACAACACUACCGACAUGGCGGUGGAUGAGUCCAAGAUCCAGGACAUUGUCCUGGACAUUGCCCAGGUGGCUGGGAACAAUGGCCUGAAGCUCCCUCGAGAGUUCGGCCUACUCAUCAAGCAGUCUUUGUACUUCGACCGGUACACGAAGCUCCUGGCUCCAGACCUGAACAUGAUGUCUGAUGACCGCAUCGCGAACUUCGGGCAGGCUCGGGUGGCUGGAGCAGGGCCGCCUAUACGUAAUGUGACACUGCAUCAGAAGAGCCUACUGAAGCCGAGACUGCAGUCGCAGCGGAAGCGUGAGAGCACUGUCUGGGAUCCCUCGUCUCCUUCCUGGGUAGCGCCGAUCGCGCAGUUUGUGGACCAGCAGUGCAUUAUCUUCGAGGAUGAGGAGGAGAACAAGCUGGAGUACACAGAGUGCCACAACGAGUUUCGUCAGCUCAUAGAUAACCUGCUGGCGGCGCACCUAUUGGAGCUGGACGUGAGCAACGAGCAGUUCGAGCAGUUCUGCCAGACCGGUCUUUCCACGAAUUCCACGCUGCACCGUGUCCUUGUGGAGCAGCUGUUGGCUGUGGACGACUUCCUUAUCUUCAAGGCCAUGAUGACGAAGAGGAAUGCUGACUUAUACCGAGAGGCCCAAAGACGCGUGGACGCUGGCCAGCUCGAUGAGGAAGACUUCCAUGAAACGACCGUGGUCGACGACGAUGAGGAAGUGCUCGCGGGCCUGGGAGAAAUGACGGUGGAGGCUUCCCUCGUCGCCGAUGAGUGGAAGAUGUACGAGGAUCAACUCUUCCAGGCUCUCGAUGAGUCUCAGAAGGCCGACGACGAGCUUGCCAGGCAGCGGCAAAAGGAGGAGGAGGAACUGGAGAGGGCCUUAGUCCUCUCACUGCAGAUGGAGGAGGAAAGGAUGCAUGGCCUGGCGGGCGAGGCCGCAAAUGCCUCGCCGUCCUCGAGCUCGGCGGCGGGCCAGGAUGCUGCACCGCCACCGCCUGCACCGCCGCCUCCAUCGGAGGCCGCGUCCGCCGCUCCAGUUGAGGCCUCGGCAGCGCCA
Symbiodinium necroappetens is the source of this 1578-nucleotide messenger RNA. The record is from the annotation of a GenBank genome assembly. Lineage: Eukaryota; Dinophyceae; Suessiales; Symbiodiniaceae.